AAGCCCAAGUCCAAGUCCACCACCAAGCCCAAGUCCAAGUCCACCGCCAAGCCCAAGUCCAAGUCCACCGCCAUGCCCAAGUCCAAGUCCACCGCCAUGCCCAAGUCCAAGUCCACCGCCAUGCCCAAGUCCAAAUCCACCGCCAUGCCCAAGUCCAAGUCCACCGCCAAGCCCAAGUCCAAGUCCACCGCCAAGCCCAAGUCCAAGUCCACCGCCAAGCCCAAGUCCAAGUCCACCGCCAAGCCCAAGUCCAAGUCCACCGCCAAGCCCAAGUCCAAGUCCACCGCCAAGCCCAAGUCCAAGUCCACCGCCAUGCCCAAGUCCAAGUCCACCGCCAAGCCCAAGUCCAAGUCCACCGCCAUGCCCAAGUCCAAGUCCACCGCCAAGCCCAAGUCCAAAUCGACCGCCAAGCCCAAGUCCAAGUCCACCGCCAAGCCCAAAUCCAAGUCCACCGCCAAGCCCAAGUCCAAGUCCACCGCCAAGCCCAAGUCCAAGUCCACCGCCAAGCCCAGGUCCAAGUCCACCGCCAAGCCCAAAUCCAAGUCCACCGCCAAGCCCAAGUCCAAGUCCACCGCCAAGCCCAAGUCCAAGUCCACCGCCAAGCCCAAGUCCAAGUCCACCGCCAUGCCCAAGUCCAAGUCCACCGCCAAGCCCAAGUCCAAGUCCACCGCCAUGCCCAAGUCCAUGUCCACCGCCAAGCCCAAAUCCAAGUCCACCGCCAAGCCCAAAUCCAAGUCCACCGCCAAGCCCAAGUCCACCGCCAUGCCCAGGUCCAAGUCCACCGCCAAGCCCAAGUCCAAGUCCACCGCCAAGCCCAAGUCCAAGUCCACCGCCAAGCCCAAAUCCAAGUCCACCGCCUAGCCCAAGUCCAAGUCCACCGCCAAGCCCAAGUCCAAGUCCACCGCCAAGCCCAAGUCCAAGUCCACCGCCAAGCCCAAGUCCAAGUCCACCACCAAGCCCAAGUCCAAGUCACCCGCAAUGCCCAAGUCCAAAUCGACCGCCAAGCCCAAGUCCAAGUCCACCGCCAAGCCCAAGUCCAAGUCCACCGCCAAGCCCAAGUCCAAGUCCACCGCCAUGCCCAAGUCCAAGUCCACCGCCAAGCCCAAGUCCAAGUCCACCGCCAAGCCCAAGUCCAAGUCCACCGCCAAGCCAAGUCCACGCCAAGCCAAGUCCACCGCCAAGCCCAAGUCCAAGUCGACCGCCAAGCCCAAG
Messenger RNA from Nerophis ophidion (straightnose pipefish), 1212 nucleotides. RefSeq lists its product as uncharacterized. Lineage: Eukaryota; Metazoa; Chordata; Actinopteri; Syngnathiformes; Syngnathidae. The record is from RefSeq and is a predicted model, not a curated record.